AGUUUUCAGAUUUGUUUUCUACAAUGAAUUAACUGAGAACUUGAGUCUGAUAUAUAAUGGCUUCUCCGAACUCAAAAGUUUUCUCCAAACCACCGGUUUUUGGCGAUAUAGUUCUGGUUCCUAAAUUGAAGGUAGGAAUUCUAAAGAGUGGUAAGAGACAGCGAGAUAUGAGAGAGGGACAGGAGAAUGUGAAGAAGAAAUUAAAAAUGGCACCCAACAAAAAGGCUGAAACUGUUGGCGAGGUCUCGGACUCUGAUGAUGACUGGGCCUCUGAUUCUUCUGAAGUAUCCUCUGUACAGAUAUUUGAGCCGAGAUCUAAUGAUGUUCUUGAAUCUCUAGAAACAGAUCUUAACCAAGUUUUGUAUUCUACGUCUAGUCUGCCAUCUGCUUUAGUCAAGAGUCCUAAUGCUGCGAGUAUGGCUUACGAUGAUUCUGAUUCUGAUGUAGAAAUUCUAGAGGAAAAGAAUGUAAAAGGGGGUGAGGUAUUGGAGCCUGUAGCUGUUAAUGGACUGGGACGCUUUAUACGCAAUCCUCUGUACUCCGGUACCCCGAGUCGAUCGAGUUCUGCUCUUUCUGGGGAAAGUAUUACAAUCUUAGAGGAUCAAACGAAGAACGUGAACAUGAACAUGAAAGAAGCUUACAUAAAGCUGGAAAGGUUAUCCCCAAGGAAGCUGUCAAGAAGCUGUGAAGUUGACUAUAUCUCUGGAAUCGUGAAGAAGGAGCAGAAGAGAGUUCGUGUGGAUGUGGCUGGUCCUAGGUCCUUCCUAGUUCCUCACAGACAAGCUAGAACUCGUCCUUCUCCGAACUCAGCCGUUUUUUCGGACGUUAAAGUUUUUGAUGAAAAAGGUGUGUUCUGCUCUCUUCAGGAAAUCCAAACCAAGACAAUGUAUUUCUGUGGAUCGGUCGGCGAGAACUUUUAUCCUAAAGUUGGACCGAUUGAAAGGUAUGAGAAAAAGUAUAAUAAAUUGACCUGUAAACAGAUCUGUACCCUCCUUCAUGUCGAGGACAACGUCUACUCUGUGGAGGUCGGGUCUUUCUCAACAAAGUACCUGAACUUUCUCAGUUGGAAUAUCUCGAUCGAUACAAGUUUCUUCUGUAAAUCCUCGAAAACCGCAUCCCUUGAUCUCCCAAAGAAGAUUAAACAAAACUCUUCAUCGGGUCCCAAGAAACAGAUAUCUGUGAAGACAGUUCUUACCUCCCUGGGUCUAACAGAAAAGGAUGGUGCUGCUCUGGCGGACGCUGUUCCUGCUGUCAAGGAGUUUAAGGACACGAACACCUUGAGUAUGAUAGCAGCGUUCCUGAAAUUCCUUGUGGAACGGCAAAUAAGGUGGGAAUACCGGCGAGAAGGAAAGGAGGAUCCGGGAACGGAUCCUAUAUUUAAACACCACAAAUUCACAAACCUUGCUCGAGAACUAGACCGGGGAACCCAGUUCCUGAGAGAACAGAUCCUUCCCCUUCUUCUCGCCUCGAAACCCAGAUCAGAGGCUCUGUCUUCAGUCCUGUUUAAGAGUAUAACUUACAGACUGAUGAACAAAGUAGAAACUUUUAUAAGAUGUCCUGUCGGUAUACCUGAUCUUGCUAAGGCUGAUGAGUUCCUUGAGUUUGUGAAGAAUGAGAUGGACAAUGGGUUUCCUGUAUUUACUUCCGUUCAUCAAAACAUGGGUUGGGAGAGGUAUAUGCAGACUGUCUGUUUUUGUCAGAAAAAUAUUCUUAAGCUCUGUGAUCAGCUCAGGAGUAGUUCAGUCCUAGAAGAGUGUUUCGCUGUGAUAAAAAGCAUUCCCAAUGUGGGGUCCUUCUUUGCCUGGCAAAUCCUAUGUGACCUCACAGAAGCCAGCGUUAUCACAGUGAACUCCUUAGACGACUGGGCUGAACUUGGUCCCGGAGCUUGUAAAGGAUUGAUGUAUAUCUUCAAGUGUAGUUCAAGUGAGCAAUUCUCCCUCCUGAAGAAACUUACUGUAAUCAUAAAGCAAGCGGACAGUAAAUAUUCAUCACUCAGCAUACCACCUCCCUUGAAAAUAAACUGCAAACUUGUUGAACACGCGUUGUGCGAGUUCUCAAAAUACUGCAGGUUUGCGAAUGAAGUUCCUAAGAAGAAGUUUACAUCUAGAGCAUGGUUGGAUGAUUCUAAGAAGUGCGAGAUCUGCCACGAAGUGGCGAGGUAUGGAAAUCUCGUCUCAUCUAAUCUUCUUUGUAUCCUCUGCAACCGAAAGUUUCAUACGGAAUGUUUAGAAGUAAAGAUACAGUGUCCAGUUCAGUUCUGCUGCACCGACUGUGAAGUUCUCAGAAAUGAUUGUUAAUUAUUCACGAUUAUUUUUGAAGGAGAAUACGGAAUGAUAGUUGUGUUUGUUUUCUCAAUUUGGCUUUGAGCAUUUAUAUUUUAUUCUAAUAUCUGGUCGACUAGUAGUUCAGCGUUUUACUUAUGAAAGCUCAAUCAGCUAAAAAUCGAUGAAACAUAAACUUCAAAUGUGUUGGAUCAAAAUAGCAUUCAGACAUUUUUUUCUGUGAUAUUACAUGUUAUAAAUGAAAAUUUAUUUAGUUAUUCUAAAUAUUGUAGCAGAGCUUAAAUUCAAUAAUGUACAAUUCUUUCAAACCCCAGUUUUUGAGUGAAAAGAAUUAUUAUCAUAGAUUCCUGAAACUAAAAUCUGCCAAAACUGUUUUGUCAAAGGAAACUUGCUAGGCUGGCCUUUUAGUUCCCUAUUUAUUUUGUAAAACAGAAAAUUUUGUUUUUAUUCGAGUAACAAAAUUUAGUUACUAUUAUAUUACUUUGUUACUAUUGUAUGUAUAUUAGGAAAUUAAAUGUUUUAUUUGUGUAAUGUGCCAUAUGACAACCGUGUAAUUAUCCUGUGCGGUAUUUUUCUAGCACCCAAUUUAAAACUUUCGAUAAAUAUAGAAUUAUAUAAUCAAAA
Molecule: messenger RNA, 2906 nt
Organism: Eurytemora carolleeae
Lineage: Eukaryota; Metazoa; Arthropoda; Copepoda; Calanoida; Temoridae
Exons: 28
Coding region: 57-2297 (746 amino acids)
Source: RefSeq, a predicted model, not a curated record